AUGGCCGAUAAGUCUGCUUUUGUGCCGGUCGAUGCGAUCGGAAAUCACAAAAACACUGAUCUCGAUGUGGAUAUUGACGACGAAUUAUUUGGAAAGAAGCCGCCAGCGGCACCAAAGGCAGCUCCACCACCGCCGCCACCACCGCCGCCACCGCCACCAGCGGCGCCAGCGAAAUCGUCUGGUGGCUCGAAAUACCAAUACAAAAAGGCGUCAACAUACCAGAAGACUGACAAGUCAAUUGACGAGCGGGUUCAUCAACAACUCAUAUAUAAGGAUAACCGCAUAAUUGAUUUGAACAAUGUUAUUUUGGAUAAAGAAAGGCAAAUAUUAGAUCUUCAAGAAAGAGUUCGAGAACAUAACGAAGUUGCCAAUGCCAAAGCACAAGCAAUGCGAAUUGUACAGCAAAAAUUCGAAGAAUGUAAUAAAGAACGCCGAGAUAUGGCAACUGAGACUGAUUUUGUCUCAACCUCAACCCAAUCGACGUCUUAUUCGCGACCGGAUCGCAGAGCUCGCAGUUCAUCUCCUGGUCAUGUAAUUGUUACAAGAAAUCAACACCAGCAACAUAAUAAACCUGGUGGCACAUUUUCUCCACCACCAGUAGAUCCCCCUGAUUCCAAAGAUGACAGUUUUGUAAGAACAUUACCUGACGUCGACGGAAUAAACAAAAGCCGGAAAAACAGAAAACGAGUUACGUUUGACUUACCUCCUGCUGCUCGAUCCGGGUCGACUGAAGAAAUCGAAGCAAUGCUAUCUGAGGCUUCUGCACAAAAUCAUGCUUUAAAAAAUCAAGUUCAAGAUCUAAAUGAAGCUUUGGAUGAUAUGAAACAACAAUAUGAAGAGGAAAUCGCUAAGUAUCAGAAAGAAGUUAAAAGCGCUGGUUUGAAAGCGAGAGUAGCCGCAACUGCCAGGAUAAAGGAGCUUGAAGCGUCGUUGGAGAAAAUGACAAACAAGUACAACGAUGAGACUGGAAUUCUCCGCGAGGAAGUGGUAACGUUGCGAAAUUCUCGCGAUUGGGAACUGGAACAAAAUGCACAACUUCGCGAACAGAUUGCACAUCUAAAAGAGAAAACGUACAAAUUGACAGCUGAGCUGGAUGAAAGCGAAAAGGCUCGAAGGGAACUCGACGAAGAAGCGAUUGAAGGAAAAAAGUUCAUGGACCUCAUGGUGGAGGAUUUAGUUCAAGAUGUUGAUAAAUUAAAAGAAGCCAUCACAGCUCAAGAUCGUUUCAUUGAAAUUCUUGAAGCGGAUAUUGUAAUUUACGAGCAACACAUUGGACUUCUUCGAGAAUCUCUUGGAGCAUCGAAGACUGAUCAUCGCGCUCUCAUAAAAUCGAAAGCGUUCGAGACCAAGCUAAAAGCUCUUGAAAAAGAAAAAGAGAUCAUCGACAAAAAAUCGAACGAGGAGCGAUUGAAGGUGAAAGCACUGGACAAGAAGUGCCAAGUUCUCGUUGAGCAAAAUGAGCAAUUAAUGGCUAAACUUUGUGAGCUCGAAAUGGGAAACUCCGGUGAGAAGGAAGCAAGAUUGAAAAUCAAGCAGCUUGAAGAGCAAGUUGAGCAGCUUCAGUCAAAUCUCGAAAGCGAAAAAGAAGCAACGAAGAAAAUGUUUGUUGAGCGCGAAGAAGUGAAACGAAGGUUGAGUGAGGCUCCUGCCGCUUCUGAAGAAGGCCCAUCGGAAGAAAUGACGGAAGGUGUUCGGAAGAUGAGCGACGAACUUGAGGAGACCUUGAAACUUCUUGAUGAGGCAAACCGUGAAGCUGAAAAACUUCGAGCGGACAACUUUGAUCUACAAUACAAAAUGGGACAGUUAAGCGCGAAAGUUGAUGAAUAUGCUGAUCAGCUUGAAGAAUACGAGGAGGAGAUUAAAGAUUGCACUUGGAAGAUCAGAGAACUGACUGGAAUGAACGAGGCAUUGCGAGUUGAGGUCGAAUCCGCGCGACUCGGAUUACAAUACGCUACUGAGGUUGACCAGCAAGUUAAGCAGUUAACGGUUGAGUUGGAGAAUCAGAAACAGGCGGAGAUGAAGCGCUAUCAAGAACUACAAGACAGCAUCGAAACUCGGGAUAAUGAGCGUAAAGACUCGUUGGAGAUCCAAUACGAGCAGUAUAUUCUGGAGUUCGAGAAGAAAAUCGCAGAUCUGGAGUCACAGCUCGAAAUAGCAUCGAAAGCUUUGGAAAGUGAGAAGGCUGAGAAGAAAAAACUCAAGACUGCUCUCAAGAAAAUUCUGGAAGAGAAGAAUUCCAAAUCUGCUGAGCCUGAAGAAGUCAAGCUUGAAAAACAGGAUCUUGUUCAAAAAGCGCCACGAGAAGAUAAUGAAGCCGAUUCCCAAAGUGCAAAAGCGGAAGAACUUAAAAAGAAGGAUGAGGAGAUUAAACAAUUGCAAGAACGCCUACAAGAGUUUGAAUCUGUGAAACAAGUCAACUCCGAGUUGGUCGAAAACCUUAGACUGAAGGACGAAGAAAUGGAAUCUCUCCGGCAACACGCUAAAUCCCUUGAGAUUGAGACGAGAUUGUCUGGAGAGCUCAAUGUCGAACUCGGGCAUGCCAUGUUGGAGCUUGAAAAACAGAACGAUCUUCUAAAGCACGAACAUCUUGAAACGAUAAAAGACAAGGAGAACAACAGGAUGGAAUUGCGGCUUCAUGAAAUGAUGGUUGAGGAAAUGUCGGCUCAAAUUGAAGAAAUGAAAAAGCAGAUUGAGGAAAUAUCUGCCUCCAGAAGCCAACAGACGCAGCAGGCUGCCGUUGAAGAACGUGAAACCCUUCGUGAUAUGGAAUGCCUUCAAAAGGACAAUGCUCACCUUCGCGGCGAAAUUGAUCGCGUUCUUGCACGUUUGAUGGAAGUGGAGACCGCACAUGCCAACGAGAUCGAGGAGUUGCAGCGAAGUCAUCACACUGAAAUCAGCAAAUUAGCGAUUACAAUUGAAGACUCGCGACGCGAAAUUUCUGAUAUUGAGGUGAAAUUGCAACAGGCUGAGGAGCGAGCGCAGAAACUCGAGGAGAGCAAAAGGAAAUACAAAAAUGAGCUGCGUGAAGUGAAAAAUCGGGAAAGUGAAGCAUCGAGAAGCGCAUCAACAGCUGUUGUGAAACAAGAACCUCAUUCUCCUGAACCAUCGGCUCCAAUGGAAGUUGUUGAAACAACGAUACUCCAGUCUUCUUCUCAGAAUGAUGUCCGACAUGAAGCGGACCGAUUGAAUGCACCUCCAAAUCUUGUCGAGGAGAAUAUAAUCCUUCGCGAAUGCAUCAAUGAAUCCAGUCGAGUCCACGACGAUGUUUCGCGCGAUUUGACGUCGUUGAUGAAACUUAAAGAAGAGCUUGAGAUAGCCGUAGACGCUUUGAAGGCAGAGAUUUGGUCGUUGAAUGGCCAACUGAAGUCUCAAGUUCUUGAUAGGGAGAAUUUGGAGAACAAGAUUGCCGAGUUAGAUCAUGCCCUCGAAAAGGAGAAGAAACGAUCGAUUGCCUUGGAUGUGGAAUUGCAAGAGCAGGUCGAUUUGACUGACAAAGCGGUUCGUCGAGCUGCCGAAGCGGAAAAUGAAUCUAAUCGAAGACUUGCGGAAUGCUUGGAAAUGGAAGGAAGAAGAGAAGAACUAGAAAAGGCGUAUGCUAGCCUCACCGAUUACUACAAUCAACUGCAAGCAGCCUAUAAUACAGUGUAUGCGCAGCUGUAUCAACAGAAAGAACAACAAGUUCCUUUGGAAUCUUCUGCAACUGCAACACCCUCGACAUCACAGGAAGGAAAUAUUGAAACCCUUGUGGAUAAAUUGCUAACAAUUCUUCAAGUCAUCUCUGAUGCCAGUUCCAGUGAAAGUCUUCACGAAAAGCUGGAGAUUGUCGUCGAAAAAGUUCAAAAAAUGGUCAAGGAAGUCGAAGAAACUCGUCAGGCUCUCAAUGAGCAGAGGAAUAUCGGUGAUGCGCUCCGUGAUCGUCUUGAAAAUCUCGAAGCUGAAACUGGACGAGACGCAACCAGCCGGCAACGAAUUGAUCAACUUGAAGGCGAGAUUGAAUGGAAAGAAGAAGAAUGCGAAGGGUUGCGACGUCGAAUCAACGAGCUUGAGAGGGCGUUGGAUGCGAUCGCUGAUAAAGCAAACGAGACCGAAGCUGCAACCGCCAAUCGACUAUCGACGGAUGUCGCGAUUUUAGCCGCCAAGCUGACGACACGCCAAGCUGAUAUUGACUCGUUGUUCCGGACGAAUGCCGAACUAGCGCACACCAAUGUCAGGCUUCAAAAUGAGGCGGAUGAGCUCGAGGAGAGAAAGAAUCUCUUGUCUAAAGUUGAACAUCUGGAAACACAAGUGAGGGAGCUUGAAAUGAGCUUGGCUCAGGGCAACUCUCAAGUUGAUCAUGAAACACCGCUUCAACAGAAUUCGGAAUUAGAAGAAUUUCGUAGAGAGGUUGAAUUACUUCGUUCUCGAGAAUCGAAUUUGAUUUCUGAGAAAUCUAAUGUCGAAUCUAAACUGGCCGAAGCUUUGGAGAAGAUUAAUCUUGAGAGAAAACAUGACGAAUGGAACGGAUGGGAAGAAGAAAGUAAACCCGAUGUUGAUAUUGAGAAGUUCAAUGAAGCCAAUGAGGAGGUGGAACGUCUUCAAGAAAUUGAAAAAGUUCUCAACAAUCGAAUUCUUGCUCUGGAGGAUCAACUCCUUGAAUUAGAAGAACGGCUUCAGGAAUCGGAAAAUGCCCUGCACGAGCAAAAAAAAGAAAAUUCAUCGUCGACGAAAGAAGGGUGGGGAUGGAAUGAAGAAGAAAAGAAGGAGAACGAUGAGAUGGAAAGAAUGAGACAGAACGAGCAAGAGUUGAAUUCGAAAAUUGAGAAGCUUGAAAAUGAGCAACAAACUUCACAAAGAGAAGUAGAAAGUUUACAAAAGGAGGUUGAUGUCCUUCGCUCUAGAGAAUUGGAAUUGGCCUCAGAAAAGAGCAGAAUUGAACAACAGCUUUCUGAAGCUUUGGAAAAAAUGAGUGAAUCGAAAGAUGAAUGGAAUGGGUGGAAAGAAGAAGAAGAAGAAGAAAAGACGGAGAUUGAUGCUGACAAAUAUAAUGAAGCGAAGGAAGAAGUUGAACGCCUUCAGGAUGUGGAAAAAGUUUUAAACCAGCGAAUCCUGGCUCUUGAAGAUCAGCUUCUGGAGAUGGAAGAACGAUUACAAGAGGCGGAAGAGGCCGCAAUUGAUCAGAAAAAGCAACAAUCAACAUCAAAUGAAGAGUGGGGUUGGGAUGAUGACGAAAAGGUUCAGAAAGUAAAAAUACCUAAUCAUGAUAGUAGCUCCGAAGGCGAAAAAGAAGACAAUAGCAAAUUUCAAAAAGAAUUAGAAGAUGUUCGGAAAACAUAUACGAGACGAAUUGAGCUGCUUGAAGAUACUGAAGCUGAUCUCCGACAGGAACUUGAUGACGCUGUUGAAGAGCUUGAGGUCCUUAAGAAGAAGAUAAAAGAAUUGGAAUCGGCGCCUAUGCAAUCUGAGGUCAAUGAAAGUUGGGGUUGGGGUGAGGAAGAUGACGAGGUUAACGCAAGACCGAACGAAUAUCUGUCAAAUGAGCUUGAAUUGGAGAAACAGAAAACUCGCGAAGCGGAAGAGAACCUUCAAAGAGAACGAGAGAGUCUUGAGAUACUUCGUAAAAAUUACGAAACAAAAAUCGAGCAGAUUGAAGAGGAAAUGAGCCAUGUUUUAUAUGUAUUUGAGCAAACGAAAACUGAACUCAACAAGAUGAAAAGUUCUUCAAAACAAUCUGAGGAAUGGGGAUGGGAAGAAGAAAAACCACAAAAGAGUUCUGUCAAUGUCACGGAUCUUGAGGAGAAGUAUCAGGAGAAAUGCGAGGAGUUGGAGAAUGUCAACAAAGCUUUAGAUGAGCUGAUUAAGAGAAACCAAGAAAGCGAAGAAAUAAAAAAAGCUCAAAAAGGAGAAAUUGAUAAGCUAAAGGCUCAAAUUGAAGCGUUAUCGAACGAGAUCAGCAACCUCAAGUUAGAGAUUGAAGAAUUGAAAUCUAAUGAAAAGGAAGAUGCGUGGAAUGACGAUGAUUGGUCCAAGAAAGAGGAAGAAGAAUGGAAGAGCAAAUUUGAAGAGCAGUCUGUGGAAGUUGAGCAAUUGAAGGUUUUACUGAAUGAAGAAAUUUCAAAACGAGACACCAUCAUUUCCCAAAUAAGUGAAGAACUCUCCGUAGCACAGAAUGAGCUCCUCGCCGCAGAAGAAUCACCGAAAUUUCGAGAAUUAUCCGAAGAGCUUCGAAGUUUGAAAGAGGAUUUUGAAAAGACUAAAAACAGGCUGAAAACAACAUUAGAGCAGAACGAAUUGCUUAAGGAUUCGGAAGCGCGGCUUAUUGAUCAUGCUGACAAGUAUGCGGAAGAAAUGGACAAGUAUAAAUCGCAAUGUGAUUUGUUGAAACUACAAAUUAGUCGAUUGGAAGCGCAGGCGAUGGAGAAGGAGCAGAGUAGUGACGAUCUCGUCACGUUGAGAAAUCAACUCCGCAAUGUUUGUGAAGUAUUGAACGCGAAAGAAUCCGAAGUAGAUAUGAAGGAUCAAUUGAUUGGAUCACUUCAAAAACAAAUUUCUCAGUUGACCGAGAGUCUUGAGUCCGUCAAAGAACAACUUCGAAUUGCUGAACACGGACGAAUGGCGGCGCUUGCUGAGAUUCAGCGGCGAAAAGCUGCUUCAAGGCCGUCUAGUCGAAUGUCGACAUCUUCCCGAGUUUCUGUAUCUUCUGAAGCACCGCGAGAAGUCGUCGUUCCACAAAUUCCUUUGCAAUCUUCUGGAUCUGCAUUCGAACCAGUUAUUCCACAGAGUUCGCUCGAGCCGCUUCGUCGAAGACACAAGUAG
Messenger RNA from Caenorhabditis bovis, 6792 nucleotides. The record is from the annotation of a GenBank genome assembly. NCBI's taxonomy places the organism in Eukaryota, Metazoa, Nematoda, Chromadorea, Rhabditida, Rhabditidae.